Cyprinodon tularosa is the source of this 1516-nucleotide messenger RNA. Its product is annotated as pleckstrin homology domain-containing family S member 1-like. Lineage: Eukaryota; Metazoa; Chordata; Actinopteri; Cyprinodontiformes; Cyprinodontidae. The coding region runs from base 1 to 1398 and encodes 465 amino acids. The transcript has 15 exons. The record is from RefSeq and is a predicted model, not a curated record.
AUGAUUAGCGUAGAGUUCCCCCAGGGGCCGAACACUGGUGCCGGAAUAAAUCAGAGAGUGAGCGGGACUGAGAAUAGUCUGAGACUAAGGUUGUGCUUGCCUUUUUUAUUGAAUAUCAAAUUUUUUAUUUCUCCACUGCAGUGGAAGAGACGCUACUUUAUUCUUUUUAAAACCAAUGAGCAUGACUACCAGUUUAAGUACUUCAGGAGUGCAGAAGACAAGGGGACCCCACGUGGAGCCAUAGAUCUGACGCAGAUCUCCUUGUUAUAUGAGAGCCCUCAGCAUCACCAGAAAUGGCCAUGGGUCCAGAAGACAUUUAAAUGCUCCCCCUCAUGUGUGCUCUACAUCAGGGCAGGAAAUCGGGACUACUUCCUUAUUGGGGACACCAGCACGGAGGUUGAACGUUGGUUUAAAGCCCUGUAUGAUGCCCUAAACAAUCGGCCUCAUAGACUUCUCAGUUCAGAGGAAAUCAGCAAUGGGCAGCCAACUGUUGACAUAAUUACAAACCCUCUUCUUCACCAGAGAAAGAAAUCCAACACUGAUGUUGACAGGGUACCCUUCAUUGUAAAGAAAGAAGACAAUUCAAAGAAAGACAAAAACAACUUGACAGUUGAGACAUCACAGAAGAUGAGGUCCCUUUCUGACCCUUCCUCCAAUGCUGCAGAGGGAAACACAGAACUGGAUGCAGAUUACAGAUGGUCUUUCCCAUCCGAUUCAGUCGAUUCAAUCUACGACAUUCCCAGCGACCGUGAAGUUGAAAUGGUUACCAAUGGCACCCUGAUGAGGUCCAUCUGUGCUGUCUAUGAAAAAUUCAUAGCACAGAGAUCAUCUCUUCUGAUAUCAGAGGACGCCCUCUCUGAAGACGGUCAGGAGGACAGCAGAGUUUGUGAUGACCGCUUUGACCUUCCUGUUCAGACAAGUAUUCAUCAGUGCCCCACAGAGACAAAACUGUUCUUGCCUCUUAAAAUUACUCUGUGCCAUUAUCUGGUACUUGUAUGCUGCUGUUUGCUUCAAGAUGACAAAAAUCAAUCUUCAGAUUUCAGCAACAGCUCCAGCAGUGCCAGUUCUCCUGUUGACACACCAGAUUUAAAUGGGCUGGAAAAGCAAGACCUAUCUGAGAGCCCUGAGUGCCGCACCCAAGAGAACAUAGAGUUCAUGGUGAAGCAUUCAGAUUUGAAAAACUACCUCACACUCACAGAGUCAGAGGGGAAGCCAAGUGUGUCUGACUGGGCAGGACAGCCGCAGUCAGUGUGCCUCUUCCACAAGGGGGACCAAGUCCUGGCAAUAAACGACCUUCACACCAGCAGCGUGGAGGACUUUAACAUGUUUGUCAGCAAGUCGCUAAAGAAGGAGGUGAAAGUGACCGUCCGCCGUCUGCAGGGAUCCAAGCCUUUGUAGGGACUGAGGCACUGACCAGAGCAACUUUCUGUGACAAUCUGUUCCAUCUACUAUUGGUCUUCAAGAAGUUUUAAACUAAAAGAUCUCAUACCUUAAAAUGUUUUAUUUCCUGGGUGUU